CACGGUAAACACGGUUCCUUUUUGUUGUCAGUGUGACUGUACACAACAAAUAAGAUGGAAAAAGGAAAGCAACCGGACAAAGAGGAGCUAAACAAGGACCACGAAGAGGAAGAGGGUGGACUGGAUUGGCUCCUUGAAACAAAAAGCUCAGAGUUAUUGCCUAUGGAUAGCAAUGUACUAUCAAGGCAGCAAACUACUAGUGUUGACUCAUGCAGUACCACAUUCACAAGAGACAAAAUAUUUAAAGCAGCAUCCCAAGGAGAUACAGCACAGCUUAAUGACUUGCUUGAAUACCUGCAAUUUAGUAAUAAGCAACUUACAAGCCCAGAUUUUAUAGAUGAAACUAAUGGAAAAACAGCCCUCCUGAAAGCUUUGCUGAACCUGAAAAAUGGCAAAAAUGAUACUAUUAAAGUCUUGCUUGACAUAGCAGAGAAAACUGGGGAUUUAGAAAAGUUGAUCAAUGCAUCUUACAGGGAUCCUUACUACAAAGGUCAGACAGCUCUGCAUGUUGCUAUUGAGAGGAGGAGCAUUGAACUCGUGACACUACUCGUCCAGAAAGGAGCUGAUGUUCAAGCCAAAGCCAAUGGCACAUUUUUCCAGCAAAAUGUAGGGCUGGGUUUUUAUUUUGGGGAGCUCCCUCUGUCACUGGCUGCCUCCACAAACCAGCCAGAGAUUGUGUCCUUUCUCAUGGACAACCCAUACAAAAGAGCUGACCUGACUGAUAGAGACUCACAAGGAAACACUGUGUUGCACACGUUGAUUGUCAUAGCAGAUAAUACGAAAGAAAACACAGAAAUGAUUUCAAGGAUGUAUGAUGAAAUUCUCAUUCGGCACAGCAAACUUGAGACUGAAAAACAUGUCCUGUUGGAGUUGAUUGAAAAUAAUCAAGGUCUGACUCCACUGAAAUUAGCUGCCAAGCUAGGCAAGAUUGGGAUGUUCAAGCACAUGUUGCAUCGGGAAUUCAAGGAUGAAGAGACAAUUCAGCUAUCAAGGAAGUUCACAGAAUGGGUCUACGGGCCUGUUCAUUCAUCUUUGCAUGACAUGAGCUCCAUUGACACAAAUGAAAACAACUCUGUGUUGGAAAUAAUCAUCAAUGGAAGCGAAAUUCCUAAUCGGCCUAAGAUGCUCCAGAUUGAACCUCUACACAGUAUUCUUCAGGAUAAGUGGGAGAGGUUUGCUUCUAAGAUUUUCUUGAUGAAUUUCUUAGUUUAUUUGUUGUACCUCUCCAUCUUCACCACUGUUGCUUUCUACAGAAAGGGUGGACAGCCACCGUUUCCCAUAGAAAAUGUCCCAGCUGACUACUUCCGCUGUGUUGGGGAACUCAUCAGUGUUCUUGGAGCAGCCAGGUUUCUUUAUAAAACGAUAACUAUUUUCCAGAAGAACCCUGCAAAGCUAAAGGCUCUGUUCACAGAUGGAUUCAGUGAAAUUCUGUUCUUCCUUCAGGCAGUUCUUCUUCUGAUCAGUGCAGCUUUGUACUGCUCUGGACGAAGGGAAUACGUUGGGCUGCUUGUACUCUCGCUGGCUCUCGCCUGGAUGAAUGUCCUUUAUUACACAAGAGGAUCUAAGCAGUUGGGCAUAUACAAUGUCAUGAUGCAAAGAAUGAUCCUGGGUGACCUAUUACACUUUUUAUGCGUCUACAGUGUCUUACUUUUUGGAUUUUCUGCUGCUAUUGUUACUCUCAUAGAUGCCUCACCUGCAAUGGCAAACAGCACACUACCACAAAGGAGCUUAGAUGACGAUGAUGUCCAGACAUUUAAGUGCCAGAGUCCAAGUUACAAUGAUGUCCGUUUUACAAUACUGGAACUGUUCAAGUUCACUAUAGGAAUGGGAAAUUUGGAGUUCACUGACCAUGUUCAGUACAAAGAAGUUUUCUACAUCCUGCUCAUCAGCUACAUAGUUCUCACUUACAUCCUGAUGCUCAACAUGCUCAUUGCUUUGAUGGGCAACACUGUUGAAAAGACAUCUGAACAAAGCGAAGCCAUCUGGAACCUGCAGAGGGCCUUUACAAUUUUGGACAUGGAGAGUUCUGUCCCGACAUGGCUAAAGAAUAAGGUGCAUUCAAGAGUGUCAGAGACGGUGUGUUUCAGAAACGAGGAUAAGAGCCGUAGAUUUGUCAGGGUGACUGAAAUGGACUGGAAAAAAUGGAGGUCAGAUCUUGGUGUAAAACUGGAAGAACCUGUUAAUGAAAUGAAGCCAGAGGUCCACACAGCAGCUCCCGCGACUACGUGGAGCCUGAAUGGGCUACUGGGGAGGAUUCGUGCCAAUCGACGCCAACAGCAGUCUAGUAACAUUAUUUAGAGCAGAGUUUAACAUCUGAACUUUUUUUUUUUUUACAGAGAACUUCCUUAUAAUGAUCUGUACUGAGCCGAUUUGUUCCUACUAAUGUUGCUUUACACAGUGAAAUAAACUUGGCUUUGUUCUGCAGUUACUUGUUUAAUAUUUAAUGUCUGUGCUGAAGUCCAAAGUCCAAUAUAGUAUCCAAUAAAAUACCAUGCACCCAACCCCACUAAUCUUAUUGGAGCAUUUAAAAAAACAAAGUCUUGUCUCAUAUUUUCUCAGUAAACUCAAAUUUAAGUCAAGUUGCUAAUAAUGAAAUACAAAUAAGUAUUUGUCUUAACAUCUCAUCUCACAAAGGGGCUUAACUCAUAUUUAACUAUCGUCUAAUUACAAUUUCCUAUACAUUUAAAACUAAUUGACAAUCUGAAUGUACACAACAAAUAAAGGCACUCAUUGACGCUUUGUGUUUG
Messenger RNA from Melanotaenia boesemani (Boeseman's rainbowfish), 2747 nucleotides. RefSeq names its product transient receptor potential cation channel subfamily V member 1-like. Gene Ontology annotation, molecular function: calcium channel activity; protein binding. The coding region runs from base 55 to 2298 and encodes 747 amino acids. Gene Ontology annotation, cellular component: membrane. The record is from RefSeq and is a predicted model, not a curated record. The transcript is spliced from 15 exons. Gene Ontology annotation, biological process: calcium ion import across plasma membrane. Lineage: Eukaryota; Metazoa; Chordata; Actinopteri; Atheriniformes; Melanotaeniidae.